Rubroshorea leprosula is the source of this 1127-nucleotide messenger RNA. The record is from the annotation of a GenBank genome assembly. Lineage: Eukaryota; Viridiplantae; Streptophyta; Magnoliopsida; Malvales; Dipterocarpaceae.
ACAUAGGAAAGAGGUUUCCAUCUUGGAUGGUGAAUGAUGUCAAUAGUUCUGGUUCUUCAUUCCUUCUUGACAACAUGGUGGAGUUGGAGUUAAUUAAUUGCUAUGAGUGCACGUGUAUUCCGAGUUUGGGACUAUUGCCCAGUCUCAAGGUUCUUUACAUUGUUAGAAUGGAAAAUGUUAGAAGAAUGGGUCAUGAGCUUCAGCUCGAUGGAGCAGAAUCGAUCAGAUUGUUCCCAGCUUUGAAAACACUCAUCGUGCGUGGCAUGAAAAGGCUAGAGGAAUGGGUUGAAGUUGUUGAGGAUGUAGCUGCAGGGAGCCAAGGUGUGAUCGUGUUUCCUAGUCUUAAGAAGUUGUUGAUUUUUGAUUGUCCUUUGUUGAAGACUUGGUCGACGGGUGGAUUUUCUUCUCAUCACAAGCUGUCCGAGCUGUGGAUAGAACAAUGUUCAAAUCUGAUGGCUAUCCCUGGUUUAGAUGGGCUCUCAGCUCUUAAAAAAUUCCAGCUCCGAAGCUGUAAUGGAUUAACAAGUCUACCAAUUGGGCUUGGAUCCUGUAUCUGUCUUCAGUCCUUGGAAAUUAAGGGCUGUCAUGGAUUAACAAGUCUACCAUCCUGCAUCUCUCUUUGGUUAUUGCAAAUUGAAGACUGUCCAAAUCUGAACUCUAUUCCCAGUAUAAAUGGGCUCACCUCUCUUAAAAGACUCAACCUUUUUGGUUGCCAUGGAUUAACGUGUCUUCCAAUUGGGCUGGACUCUUGCAAUUCUCCUCCGCAAUUGACAAUUAUACGUUGCUCUAAUUUAAUUUCCAUUUUUGACUACAACGGGAUAUUGCGUUCUAUCAAUGUUCUUACAAUCAUAAAUUGUGAAAAUCUAAGGAGGAUUCAAACUGGACUGGGAUGUUGCAGUUCUCUUCAGAAGUUGGAAAUUAAAGAUUGUCCUAAUUUAAUUUCCAUUGCAGAAGAUAUCGGGAAAUUGCAUUCUCUCAGUAGUAUUCAUACUGGACUGGGAUAUUCCAUUUCUCUUCAGAAGUUGGAAAUUGAAUUUUGCCCUAAUUUAAUUUCCAUUCCUGACGGUAUCGAGAAAUUGUGUUCUCUCAGUGUUCUUAGAAUCGCAGAUUGUGAAAAUAUAAGGAGC